Molecule: messenger RNA, 288 nt
Organism: Echinostoma caproni
Lineage: Eukaryota; Metazoa; Platyhelminthes; Trematoda; Plagiorchiida; Echinostomatidae
Source: the annotation of a GenBank genome assembly
AUGAUGAUGUUGAUGAUGAUGGUGCUGAUUAUGUUUCUUUUGAAUGAUGAUGCGGUUGAUGAUGAUGAUGAUGAUGAUGAUGAUGAUGAUGAUGAUGAUGAUAAUGAUGAUGAUAGAAAUGAUGCCGAGGAUGAUGAGGAUUAUUCCGAUGAUUCUGGUGAUGAUGAUGAUGAUGAUGAUGAUGAUGAUGAUGAUGAUGAUGAUGAUGAUGAUGAUGUGAUGAUGAUGAUGAUGAUGAUGAUGAUGAUGAUGAUGAUGAUGAUGAUGAUGAUGAAGAACGGAGGAUGA